Molecule: messenger RNA, 2178 nt
Organism: Moneuplotes crassus
Lineage: Eukaryota; Ciliophora; Spirotrichea; Euplotida; Euplotidae
Source: the annotation of a GenBank genome assembly
AAAUGGACAAUAAGUUAAAGAAGGCAGAUAGGUUAUUCGAGCAAGGAGUUUAUGCUAGAAGCCUUGAACUUACUAAAAGAUAUCAGAAAGUGUUGAAAGCAAGAUUUAAGCGAUAUAACAGCAAUAUGCUACAACUUAAAGGCUCAGUAAGAAGAGCAAAAACAGAGGACACUAAGGACAAAAUUGAGGGAAGUAUCCCAAGAAUAACUAAUAUUGUUACUCCUACAGCUUAUACCUCAGCUAUGGAUGCCUCUGCCUUGCUAGAAGCCCAGAACAAUACAACUAAACAUCAAAAGAGGGUGCGUAAAUAAGAAGUCUAAAAAGCCGACCAAAAAUAGUAAUAAUUUAAUACUUGAGGAAAUCAAGGAAGAGGAUGCUCAGCUGCUUCAAAGAGUUGUCCAUGAUUUUAAUAAAUACGCUCUGGAAUGCGUGAAUACUUCGAGGCUAGAGGAGAGCCAGAUAAUGUUCUCAAAAUUAGUGAAGAUUUGUACAUCAUAUUGCAAACAAUUCCCGAAAUUAACAUGCUUGACUUAUAAUAACCUCAGUUGCUUGUAUAAGAAAACAGGAUGUCCAAAGAAAGGCCUCAGAUGCUUAUCCAAAGCACUGGAUUUAGCAAAGAAAGAUGCAAAGCAAGGAGAGCAAUCUGAGUACCUCCCAUUGACUUUUAUUAAUCUCAGCGCAAUAUACUCUGAAAGCCAGAUGCACAAGAAGAGUCUCACUUAUUCACAGAAAGCAGUAGAUGCCCUGACCAGUUUGUGAGGUGAUUGGGAAGAUGGUGAUAUCGAAGUAGAGAUCCAGGAUGAAAAGUCCAAAGAAUAUUUCUCACUUCUCGCCAUUGCUUAUUUUAACGUUGGCUCUCAGUAUGAAUUCUUGGGUCAAUAUGCAGAAAGCAAGCUUGUGUUCCUAAAAUCAAUCCAAGUUCUCAAGAAGUUCUUUGGAGAUGGGCAUCCUUUAAUAGAAGAAAACAGAAAAUCUUUAAAGAAAAUUGAUAAGAGACUUAAACGAGAGAAGAACUCUGUCUCCAAGACCUUUUCUAACCUUGACUCCAGUGUCAUUCACAACAGAAUGUCCCGGCUCAUGGAGGACAGGAAAAGCUCUAAAAGAUCUACCAAUCUCGCAUUCGGAUUGAAGAAGAGGUUCUUCACAAAUGAGAGGAAGAAUAAAGGCUCUAGAAGGUAUUUUAAUAAGAAUGGCUUCUGUGGUGCAUCCCAAAGAAACAUAGCUCUCAACAACCAAAGUAUUAAUAAUGAAAUCACUAAGGAUAUGAUCCAAGAAGCUGACCUUGACUCAGCAGUGAAGCUUGAUAAGAAAUUUGACAUAAACAUGAUGGAUGAUGAAUACAAGCUGAAUGAAAUAAGAGAAGGAAAUGCAGUCAAUAAAUCUCUAUCAAAGGAGUUCUCAACUUCAUACAACCAACAAAAUGCUUACUCUAAUAAGGUUAAAAACAGGAAAAGCAAGCGUCCUCAGAGUGCAAAGCUGAGCAUUGGAAAUACAUCCAAGAUGAAGAUCGUCAAGAAGUUACAAGAUGCUUAUGCUGAUAAAUUAGCUAGCAAGAACAAUGAUUUGUCUAUUCUAGACUCAACUAUCCGGGAUAGUCACUACAAGGAUAAAAUGUUGGAGAUCAGCACGAACAUUAAGUCUAUUUACAACCCAAGCCCGAAUAAGCGAAGGGAAACAGCAAAAUCUUCAAUAAAUAAUUCAAAGAUUAUGAAUGAGUCUAGCAUGAUGAAGAACUCCUUCGCUAUGAGUAACGAUGUGAAUAAGUUGCUGUCAAAUUGUUCAAAGAUCUAUAACUCUAAGCCACGUAGGGAGAGACCUUCCACUGCAAAUGUAAACCAAAGAUCAGCAAUGCAAACAGAUGCGUUGAGAGGGGAAUAUCAGAGCAUCAAGUCACAUAUUUUGAAUGGAAAUAGACCAGAAUACACCUCAUUGAAUAAAACUUCAUCUAACUUUUUCAGAAAGCUGUCUUUUAAGCCUUACCAACCAAACCAAUCUCGAGCUCUAGGACCUAAGAAAGUAUUGAGAGGGUCUAAGAGAAAAAGACAGAGAAAGAAUUAUAGCGAAAGAAUAAUUUCUCAAGAGAACAGGGAAAAGCAAAAUAAAACUUCAAUGAGUUUUACAAAUGUGAUUAUUGUAUAGCAGUCUAAUCAAUAAUUUCUCAAUUCAACCACUGUGGGC